AUGUCCUCUGAUCUGUUCGCCGCUUUUGGAGACCCGGUAUCAGAACCCGUACAGAAACGGUCACAAGACACACCGGAAGAGGAUCCAUGGCAGUUCGAUGGAGGAGAAGCACAAUCAUGGCAGGCUGGCACUGCAAGCAAUGCAGGAAAGACGGCAAAUGUUGAAGAUGGAGAGCACAUUGCCGAAGACGACGACGAUGAUUUCGGAGACUUCGAAGAUGCCUCUGCUCCUACAGCACCAGCAGCAACGAAACAUGCGCCCUCGACGGAGUCGAAUCCUUGGUCUUUCGACUCUCAAUCUAUCUCAAUAUAUCAGCCGACCACCAGAUCGGAGCCUCCCCAAAAGCCAACACCUCCGAAGAAGUCAUCUCUUCCAUUCUCUCCCAAACCGCAAGUCCAGGAGAAGCCCUCAAAGAUUGGCAAACACCCAUUCGCCGACCACAUGGACUUCCUCUUCUCCGGCGGAGACGACGAAUACGACGCCGGCGAGGACGAGCUGAAUGACCUAGCCACCAAUCCCGAGGCCGCCAUGGCAUAUUCGAAACGCAUCAUUGCCGAACAGGAGGCCAGAUCGAAUGGCGUGCCCAGCCCUACAACAUACAGCAAACCGACGAAGCCUUUGCCAUUCAAGCCGAAGAACGAAGCUGUUCCAGCGAAGAAGUCAAUACCGCAACCUCAACCUCCACGGCCGCCUAAUAAGCUCCGCAAGAAGUCGGGGUAUGCGCCUGCGAAGGAUCCGAAUGUUCUUUUUGAUGCUGAGGAUGUUUCGUCGCAAGAUGAGGAUGAUGAGGAUGAGUUUGGAGAGUUUGAAGCGGGAACUGCAGACGUCCCACAGCCUGCCGCUGCUCCUUCGACCAAGCCUUUGGCAUCAAAAGCUCAAGUACCUGGCAUUGAUCUCCUCGGUCUAGACGAUUCAUUUGCAAAUGACACCACAAUGGACGGCAUGGCAAGUCCCGGUCAACAACGAGCUGCACCCGUCUUUGGGCGGGCACUCGACUCCCGGGCGUCUAAGCCCGUCGACUCUACAGCACCCACAUCUGCUCCAGCGGAAGAUACAUGGGAAGACUUCGAAACCGCCGAACCAACCUACCCACCCCCAACCACCAAUCCCACACCAAACCCAACCGCAUCCUCACCUCCACCUCACCCAUCCCAACCUCCUUCAAAACCCCUCCCCAAAACCCCUCCAACCACAAUCCCCCCACCCUCAACCCUCCUCUCCCUCCUCCCCUCCCUCCUCAGCACCCUGCAAACCACCCUCCUAACCCCCCUCUCCCACCUCACCUCCAAUCCCAUCUCACGCUCCGCCCUCCUCUCCCACCCCUCCACCCUCAUCUUCCUCCACACCCACCUCUCCCACCUCCUCGCCCUAGCCCACAUCCUCGCCGGCCGCAAAUUACGAUGGAAGCGAGACAGUAUCUUAUCACAAUCCCAUCGCCUCGGCGCCGCAGGAGGCAAAGGAAUGAAACUCGCCGGCGUCGACAAAUCCAUCCUCAUCCGCGAAGAUCGCGAGGCACUCGACGCCGUACAAACCUACCGCCCCAUCGCAUCCAAACUUCGAGCCGCGGUCGCAUCCAUCGUCAAAGAUACCCCCUCUGCGACUGGGCUAGUGAUACCGGAAAUGUCGGAAACAAUGCCAGUGAAGAGUCUAAGUGUGCAGGACGGCGGCUUGACAGGAGUGAGGGCAUGUGCAUUGUGUGGACUCAAGAGAGAGGAGAGGGUGGCGAAGUGUCAUGAUUCUGGGGUGGAGGAUAGUUUUGGGGAGUGGUGGGUUGAAGGGGCGGAGAUGCAUGUUUGUUGUGCGAGGUUUUGGGUGGAGGUUGCGGAGGGGGGGUUGAGGGGACGGUGA
Messenger RNA from Zymoseptoria tritici IPO323, 1848 nucleotides. RefSeq lists its product as uncharacterized. NCBI's taxonomy places the organism in Eukaryota, Fungi, Ascomycota, Dothideomycetes, Mycosphaerellales, Mycosphaerellaceae. The record is from RefSeq and is a predicted model, not a curated record. The transcript has a single exon. The coding region runs from base 1 to 1848 and encodes 615 amino acids.